Messenger RNA from Condylura cristata (star-nosed mole), 2111 nucleotides. RefSeq names its product insulin receptor substrate 1-like. Lineage: Eukaryota; Metazoa; Chordata; Mammalia; Eulipotyphla; Talpidae. The coding region runs from base 257 to 1798 and encodes 513 amino acids. Gene Ontology annotation, cellular component: plasma membrane; cytosol. The transcript is spliced from 3 exons. The record is from RefSeq and is a predicted model, not a curated record. Gene Ontology annotation, molecular function: phosphatidylinositol 3-kinase binding; insulin receptor binding. Gene Ontology annotation, biological process: insulin receptor signaling pathway.
UGGGAGUCCCGGUUGUCGCGGGCCUCCGCGCAGCCACCGGGGCACAGGCCGUGCGCAGCGAGAGGUCCCUGCAGACCCGUUGCCCCAACCUCAAGUCGGGAGCAGGGGACAGACUGGGGAUCGAGCCGGCUCGCAGCCUGUCGGGUCACUGCCUCUGCCCGGGGACCGCCACCUCCACCGCACCGCUGCCGGCUCGCCCCAGCCCCUCCUCCUCCGCUUCGCCCUGGCCGGGCCACUGUCCUGCCCGCGGUCGGGAAUGAAGCCCGGCGGCGGGGGCGGCGGCCCCGCGGCGAGCCCGGAGUCUGAAUCGGCAGCGGCCCCGGGGCCGCCGCUGCCCUGGGCCGGCCCGGCCGACGUGCGGCUCUGCGGCCACCUGCGGAAACAGAAGUCCCGGCGCCGCCGCUUCUUCGUGCUCCGCGCCGACCCGCCGCGCCUGGAGUGCUACGAGAGCGAGAAGAAGUUCCGCGGCGGCGGCGCGCGGCCCAAGCUCAGCGUGAGCCUGGCGGGCGCGUGCACCAUCAGCAAGCGCGUGGACGCGCGCCGGCGCCUGCUCAUCGUCCUCUACACGCGCGACCGCAGCCUGGGCGUGGCGGCGGCCAGCGAGGCGGAGCAGCAGGCGUGGUACAGCGCCCUGCUGGAGGUGCGCGCCGCCGCGGGUCCCAGCUCCCACGAGGACCCCGGGACCUGGCUCCUCGCUCCGUUCCAGGACGUCUGGCCCGUGACGCUGCGGCCCAAGGGCCUGGGGCGGGCGCGAGGCCUGGGCAGCGGCGGCUACCGCCUGUGCCUGGGCUCGGGGAUCCUGAGUCUGCUGCGGAAGCCCAGGCGCAGAGAUUCCGAGGACGCCCGGGCGUCGCCGCCGCCGGCCCUGCGCUUGUCGCUGCUCAGCGUGCGCCGCUGCGGCCACGCGGACUCUUUCUUCUUCCUGGAGCUCGGCCGCUCCGCGCCCACGGGGCCCGGGGAGUUGUGGCUACAGGCGCCCGACGCCGUGGUGGCCCAGAGCAUACACGAAACCGUCCUGGCCGCCAUGAAGCGACUGGGGGACGGUGCCAGCGGUGGCAGGGCCGAGCCCAGGGAUCCUCCCACGGGCGCCUCCAGGCCGUCGGUCCUCCCACCUUACGAGACCCUGAUGGCGGCCGGGUCUAGCGGCCUGCCGCGCGGAGAGUGCCCGGGUGAAAGGAGUAAGCAAGCAACGCCGCGGCCCGCGUCGACCCUGGAUGCCGCAGCCCCCUACCCCGAGGAGUUAGAGCAGGGCCGGGGCUACAUAAGCAUGGGAGCCAGGAGUGACUACGAGCCCAUGGGGGGCGGCGAAGCGGGAGGCUACAUGGUGAUGGCGCCCCCAGGCCUCGGACUGGCGCCCCCCGACGCUCCCCAUCAGCCACUCCAGGAGGGGGGAGGCACCGAGUACGUGCCCAUGAGCCGCUUCCCGCCAGGGUCCUUUUCCUCGAGCUCCCAGCCGCGUUCCUACAAGCCCGGCGGCAUUGGGAGCAACUGGGGGCCCGCGGGGACUCAGCCCUGCCGGCAACUGCCCUCCGAGCUGGCGGGGGAGUACGUGUGUAUCGAGUAUACAGCCCCGAACUACGUAGGAACCGGCGCUGCUAAACUGGCGCCCCCCGACGGCCGCCUCAACUACAUCGACCUGGAGCUGGUGCCGCCUCUGGAGGUGCGAGGAGACGCCCCCGGGAGCAGCAUGCUCAGCUAUGCGCGCAUAGAAUUCCAGAAGCUCCGGGAGGCGCGGAACUCAUGCAGCAUCAGUGCAGAGUCUCCAGUGCACCUUAGUCCCCAGCCCUGCCCUCAUUGAUGCCAUGGACCUCUCCCUCCCCACCCAUACCCCAAGUGCCUGCUGACCAAAGUAACUUCACACCAACGCUGAUCUCCUGGGAUUCCAGUGCAAGAAGAAUGAAAGCACCAGUCUUACUACUAGUGUGUCUCCAAAAGCGCUGUGCCACCCCCCCUACUCCAUAGUCUGCCUCUCCUGCUGCCAGUUACAAACUCACACACUCCUUCCUUCUCCCUGGCUGACACAACUGAUGGCUUACUUCCUAUAUAACUGGGGGUGGGGAGAAGCGUACUGUGGAUUUCCCCUUCCCCCAAUUAAAAGGUGAGUUGCUUAA